AAAAAAGGUCUGAGCUUUGAGGAGAAGCGAACUCGCAUGAUGGAGAUCUUUUUUGAAACAAAAGAUGUGUUCCAGUUGAAGGACAUAGAGAAGAUUGCUCCAAAAGAAAAAGGGAUUACCUCGAUGUCAGUGAAAGAGAUCCUGCAAAGCUUGGUUGAUGAUGGCAUGGUGGACAGUGAUAGAAUUGGGACUUCCAACUAUUUCUGGGCUUUUCCAAGUAAAGCUCUUCAUGCCAGGAAACGUAAAUUGGAGGAACUGGAGUCUCAG
Molecule: messenger RNA, 267 nt
Organism: Mesitornis unicolor (brown roatelo)
Lineage: Eukaryota; Metazoa; Chordata; Aves; Mesitornithiformes; Mesitornithidae
Gene: MND1
Product: meiotic nuclear divisions 1 homolog (S. cerevisiae)
Exons: 3
Source: RefSeq, a predicted model, not a curated record